Rhincodon typus (whale shark) is the source of this 1251-nucleotide messenger RNA. RefSeq names its product V-set and immunoglobulin domain containing 10 (gene vsig10). Gene Ontology annotation, biological process: cell-cell adhesion. The record is from RefSeq and is a predicted model, not a curated record. The transcript has 7 exons. Gene Ontology annotation, molecular function: cell adhesion molecule binding. The annotation marks the transcript as partial. Lineage: Eukaryota; Metazoa; Chordata; Chondrichthyes; Orectolobiformes; Rhincodontidae. Gene Ontology annotation, cellular component: cell-cell junction.
GUGCCGCGCGUGCGCACUGGAGCGAGCCAGCAGGAAGUGCUAAAGGUUAUUGUCCUCGGAAAGUUGCUCACUCAGUCAGCACAAUGGGCUGCAGCAAUUGUUUGCAGCUCGCUGCUGUUCUCAGCCUCGCCUUGUGUUCUUUGGUCUGGGCAGAUGAUGACAUGAAUUUUACUGUUACCAUUAGUCCUGGAGAAGAAUUGCCAAAUAAAACAAUCUACGUAAUCAAACACAAAAAUGUUUCAUUCAGUUGCUCAAGCACACUUCAACUAGAGCAGAACAUAUCCUGGAUUUUUGUUCAUCCGGAUUCAAAUCAGGAAGUUUUUACAAGUGUAGAGGGAGCACAUACUGAAUUUACACUUUUUGAUAUAAGUUACGACAACCAGGGGAAUUACACCUGCUCAAAAAACGUCAGUGAAACCAAAGAAGUCCUUGUCUACUAUCCACCAAAGGGGCUUCCAGUGUGUCAUGCAGCAUUUUCUGAUGAUUAUGUGCAGCUGUUUUGUUCUUGGACUGAAGGAUAUCCUUAUCCGGCAUUUGCUUGGUCAAGCGAAAAUCAGAAAUUUGGACCACAUGGGCUAGUUGGGUCAAAUGAUACCACAAUACGAGAAAUUAAAGGGUCAAAGAUCCAUGAUGGUCAAUUGUUUAAAUGUGUGGGUUAUCACAUUGCAUAUGAACAAAGGAUGGAAAAGUCAUGCUCGUUGACAUUGAAGGCUCCACUUCCAGAAUCACAACCUCUUGUAACUGGAUAUGUAGGGAAAAAUACAACAUUGACCUGUCACAGUAAGGAAGGAAAUCCACCUCCCAAAUUAACUUGGUGGAGAAAUGAUGAGGAGGAAAUUUUCUCAAGCAGCAAAUACAUAAUCUCAGAAGAAGGUGUUGUUUCAAGCUUAACAAUAUUGAUGUCCUCAAAAGAGCAGGAUGAAGGAAGAUACAUUUGCAAGAGUGAGAAUCCUUUGGGGAUUAAAGAGGUCGAAAUAUGGGUCUCAUUUAACACUAAAGUCAUUUCUGGAUUAGUUGGGGGAAUCACUAUCUUUUUACUCCUAAGUGCUGCAGCAGUUUUUGGAGUUCUCCUGUACAGAAACUGGAACAAGUUUAUCACCAGAAGACAUUUUUGGCAAACUGGUUCUACUGUUUUUACCCUGGUGGACUCUGAGGAAGAAAAUGAUUUUGCAGAGGAGGGCUCAUCAAGAGUAACCUCAGUUGUUAAUCAUCAAACUGCCCAGACAAUGAAUGGCCAUGCUUCUGUGGAAG